UGACACGUGCUUGAAAUAUAAAUUUUACUAUCCAUCAGUGGCAAGGAAAACAACAAUAACAGAAGCCAAACUUGGGAUUACCUCGGCAUUGUUUAUACAAGAAAACGGCAUGUCCUUUCAGCGCAGCUACAGCAAGGUCUGGUGGGGAUCCGAGCAGUCCUCCCUGACCAGCGGCGGCUUCUAUUCGAGCUUCAACAGUGGUAGCAGCAGUGGCACCACCUCCAACUUUACCCACAGACAGCCCACCUCCCUCGGCCCUCUGGGCAAUCUAUCCUGCAUCCAGGAGGUGGAGGACGAGCAGAACACCUCAAAGCUAUCCUGGCACAAGCAUGAUAGUCCCGGCAGUCUGCGCAGUCAGGAUUCUGGCUUCUCUGACAAUGAGGAAUCGCAUCAGCUGCACCAUCAGCAACAGUCAGCCCCACAGUCGCCGCAAUCGGAUAAGCAGCAAACGCCCGCGGCCACACCCACCUCCGUGCAUUCGGUGGCGACGCCCCCAACUGUGGUGCGCCGUGUGGGCAACUCCUCGUUUUACUCACCGCUGAUCAGUGUUACCCGGCGAAUUUCCUUUUCCAGCGGCCAAAUUACGCCCAAAGCUAAAUCUGGAGAGAAUGAAGAUAUAGCGGACGAGGAGCUGGAGGCUAGUCGCAGUCGUCUUUUCGAGCAGCUGGACAGCAUGAAACUGGACGAUGAGGCGGCAGAGGCCGAGGAGGAUUCACCUCCACGUCCGGCCAUAAGGCGCCGCAGGCGACUGAUGCGUAAAACCAAACCGGAUCCGGAAGAGGCUUCGGCUAGCGAGGAGGAGAUGGCCACAGUUUUGCCGCCGCCACCGCCGUACAAUAAUGAAACUGUGUACUUAGGGGAGGCACCACCGCCGUACAACAACGAAACAGUGACUUUUGGAUCCACCGAACAGGAUGAGACCAACCAGUUGCAACCUUCUCCCUUGAGAGUAAGAGCCUUGCGAUUCACAGCUAGUACCAGUACACCAAAGAGUGGUUCAAAGAUAGCCAAGAAGGGAAAGAAGCACCCGGAACCGGUAGUAAGUUGGAUGGCGGAACAGCGAUGGGCCGGCGAACCAGAGGUGAUGUGCACCCUGCAGCACAAGUCCAUUGCCCAGGAGGCGUACAAGAACUACACCAUUACCACCAGUGCUGUCUGCAAGUUGGUCAGGCAACUGCAACAACAGGCUCUAUCGCUCCAAGUCCAUUUCGAGCGUAGUGAGAGGGUUCUCAGCGGACUGCAGGCCAGUUCGUUGCCGGAAGCUCUUGCCGGGGCCACUCAGUUGCUGUCCCACCUGGACGACUUCACCUCGACUCUUGAGCGCAGGGGAAUAUUCUUCAAUGAUGCCAAAAUCGAAAGGAGGCGCUAUGAGCAACACUUGGAGCAAAUCCGUACAGUGAGUAAGGAUACUAGGUACUCCCUGGAGCGACAGCACUAUAUCAAUCUCGAAUCCCUGCUGGAUGAUGUGCAACUCCUGAAGAGGCACACUUUGAUCACGUUGCGACUAAUCUUUGAGAGAUUAGUUCGUGUUUUGGUGGUCAGCAUCGAGCAGAGUCAGUGCGAUCUGCUGCUGAGGGCUAAUAUCAAUAUGGUAGCUACUUUGAUGAACAUCGACUACGACGGAUUUGCCUCCUUGUCCGAUGCCUUCAUCCAGAACGAGGCAGUGCGAACGUUGCUAGUAGUGGUCUUAGAUCACAAACAGAGUUCCGUGAGGGCUCUGGCACUCCGGGCUCUGGCCACCCUGUGCUGUGCCCCACAAGCCAUCAAUCAACUGGGCAGUUGUGGAGGCAUCGAGAUUGUGAGGGAUAUCCUUCAGGUGGAAUGCGCUGGGGAGAGAGGAGCCAUCGAGCGGAGGGAGGCCGUAUCGCUACUGGCCCAGAUCACUGCCGCCUGGCAUGGUCCGGAGCAUAGAGUUCCGGGUUUGCGGGACUGCUCCGAGAGUUUGGUAGCAGGACUAGCCGCUCUCUUAGGACCAGAGUGCUGUACGCAAACGUUGCUCCUCUGCGCCGCUGCCCUCAACAACUUGAGCCGGAUGGAGGCAACUUCUCACUACUCCAUCAUGUCCAAUGAGGCCAUCUUCCGGCUGAUUGACACCCUGGAACACCAAACCUGCGGCACCAGUGUCUUUCUCUAUGAGCAGAUCGUUGGGAUGCUGCACAACAUGUCGCUGAACAAGAAGUGCCACAGCCACUUGGCCAACGGCAUCAUCAUAAAUUUCAUCACGUCCGUGUACCAAACGGAAUUCUACAAGACCUACGGCUCACGUGCGGAGAGCGAUGCCCAGCGCCGUACCAUCAAAACCAUCCUGCACACAUUGACGCGACUGGCCAGCGAUUCGCCGACCCUUGGAGCGGAGCUCCUGGAGCAGUGGCAUCUGCCGGAUCUGCUGCGUCAAUCCCUGGCCCUCAGGCCCUCCAAUCCGCAGCAUCAGCACCUGGACAGCAGUUACGGCGGGGAUAUAUCCCAGCUGGCCCGACAACUGCUCGGUGCCCACCAACAGGAACAACAGCUGCUGCUGGCCACUCCCACGCUAACCGGUUCCUUCUCCAGUGGUCACCAAACGCCCGAGGCUCAAACCCAAACCCAGAGCAAUUCCAGUGGAAUCUCCAGCUCCAGCAGCAAAACCAAGGCCAAGACGUCGUCGUCGUCGUCGUCGCUGCUCAAAUUCAAUUUAACACGUCAGGAGAGUUUCGUCUAGUUUUCACCACCUGAGGAGAGAUGGGGGAUAUUCCAAGUCCCCAUCGGAGUGCACAGAGAAAAAUCUAUAACCAAGUUAUACCAGUUUACUAAUAAGUUUUACCAUUUCUAGUUUAUCUACAAGUCUAUAUCUAUUAAUGAAUGAAAUAAGAAACGUUACAAGGAAAAUAUGAAUAUUCUCAAAUGUUAAAUGCCUAAAAUAGUACAAAUUUUUGAUUUUUCUGAUAAAGCUAUCAAUGCUUGUAUAUAGUUUAGCUUUUGUGAGCUGUAGGUAUUUCCUAAUGCUUUAUCUGACUAAUCAAAAAUCCAUAACUCUAUGUCAAAUUUCAGUAAUUAGAAACGCCUAACUUUUGACCUAUUUUGGGGACAUUUUCUCUCCGUGUGAACACGUCCUCCGGCCGGACACAAGCCGGAAACUCAGACGUGCGUCAAGUGUUAUUACUUUGUCUAGAAUGUUGCGUGACCCGUUUGGACUCGCUCUCCCUCUCGUUUGGACCUCACUAUACCAUAUCCUAGCUGCUGGAUGUAAACGAAGUAAUUUUUAUAUUUCCACUCAGGCAAACAAAACAAACUGAGGGGGCGGAGCGGGAUGCCAAAUAAAUAGAAGUACAAUUUUUGUUUUGCUAUUUUUUGUGUUGCCGAGGCAACUUUUGGUAUCCUUGUGUGUUUAUAACAAGAAUGCUCUUAAAGUGAUUUUUCCCUCGGUAGCCAGAUUUAUUUCUAUGUUACAUUCAAUGCACAUGCAAAUGCAAAUGCAACUUUGACAUUUCGCAUUCUUAUUGUAAAUAUUUUCCCAAAAAAUCCUGAACAUAACCCCAUACGGCUGGCAAUUUAAAAACCAAAAACUCGGAAAAUUCCUUAGCUGUAGGAGUCCUUUGUGCCAAAUAAAAUGAGAAAAGAAAUUCAAACGAUUUAUUUGUUUAGUACUUAAAGCAAUCGCAUUGCAUAACAUUGUAUUAUAUAUAUGAUAGAUAUGAAUGUAUUUACGCUUUCCACAACUGCUUGGAGCUACGUUUAAGUUUAUUUUAAGAUUAUUAAAUUAGACAUUGCUUACAUGGCAAUUCUGUCGCUGGAAUAAACCUUCUUAUGUUUAAACAAA
Drosophila eugracilis is the source of this 3796-nucleotide messenger RNA. RefSeq lists its product as uncharacterized. Gene Ontology annotation, molecular function: cytoskeletal adaptor activity. Gene Ontology annotation, cellular component: apical cortex. NCBI's taxonomy places the organism in Eukaryota, Metazoa, Arthropoda, Insecta, Diptera, Drosophilidae. The coding region runs from base 110 to 2698 and encodes 862 amino acids. The transcript has 4 exons. The record is from RefSeq and is a predicted model, not a curated record. Gene Ontology annotation, biological process: establishment of mitotic spindle orientation; asymmetric cell division; apical protein localization.